AAGCUAUUGGAAACAUGCCUAAAACUUUGGUGAAAUGCUGGAAACCAGUUGAAAAACAGUAACAUCCUACUCAAUUAAAUAGCUUUUUCUAAAUCUAUAACAGAAUUGUCAAGACGUGAACUAUGACAAUCUAUCAAGUUUUGCUACUGUUUCUACUCUGGGUAUGCCUGCCACAUUUCUGUUCUCCUGAGAUGAUGUUUCGAAGGACUCCUGUGCCCCAGCAAAGAAUUUUAGGUGCACGUGUGCCUAAAAAUGAUGGCAAAGUUCUACAUCGUCAAAAACGUGGUUGGAUGUGGAAUCAAUUUUUCUUACUGGAAGAAUAUACAGGAUCUGAUUAUCAAUAUGUAGGGAAGCUUCAUUCAGACCAAGAUAAAGGAGAUGGAUCACUCAAAUAUAUUUUAUCUGGAGAUGGAGCUGGAACACUUUUUAUUAUUGAUGAAAAAACAGGUGACAUUCAUGCCACAAGAAGAAUUGACAGAGAAGAAAAGGCUUUUUAUACGCUACGUGCACAAGCUAUUAACAGAAGAACUUUGAGACCAGUUGAACCUGAGUCUGAAUUUGUGAUUAAAAUCCAUGAUAUCAAUGAUAAUGAACCCACAUUUCCAGAGGAAAUUUAUACAGCUACUGUUCCUGAGAUGUCUGUUGUAGGUACUUCUGUGGUGCAAGUCACAGCUACAGAUGCUGACGACCCUUCCUAUGGGAACAGUGCCAGAAUCAUUUACAGCAUUCUUCAAGGGCAGCCAUAUUUCUCUGUGGAGCCUGAAACAGGAAUUAUCAGGACUGCUUUACCCAACAUGAACAGAGAAAACAGGGAGCAAUAUCAAGUAGUGAUUCAAGCCAAGGAUAUGGGCGGCCAGAUGGGAGGUUUAUCAGGGACCACCACCGUGAACAUCACGCUGACGGAUGUCAAUGACAAUCCUCCCCGUUUCUCCCAGAAUACUGUCCAUCUUCGAGUUCUUGAAUCCUCUCCAGUUGGCACAGCCAUUGGGAGCGUGAAAGCUACUGAUGCUGACACCGGGAAAAAUGCAGAAGUAGAAUACCGAAUUAUAGAUGGUGAUGGGACAGAUAUGUUUGACAUCAUCACGGAAAAAGACACACAGGAAGGAAUCAUAACUGUAAAAAAGCCUCUUGACUUUGAGAGCCGGAGACUUUAUACCCUGAAAGUUGAAGCAGAAAACACCCAUGUGGACCCUCGAUUUUAUUACCUUGGACCGUUUAAAGACACCACCAUUGUGAAAAUCUCCAUCGAAGAUGUGGAUGAAGCUCCUGUUUUUAGCAGGUCCUCCUAUCUCUUUGAGGUUCACGAGGAUAUUGAAGUAGGCACCAUCAUAGGAACCGUAAUGGCAAGGGAUCCUGAUUCUACCUCGAGCCCUAUUAGGUUUUCCUUGGAUCGCCAUACUGAUCUUGACAGGAUCUUUAAUAUACAUUCUGGAAAUGGAUCUCUUUAUACAUCAAAGCCACUUGACCGAGAAUUGUCGCAAUGGCACAAUCUUACAGUUAUAGCUGCUGAAAUUAACAAUCCCAAAGAGCUGACUCGUGUAGCUGUUUUUGUGAGAAUUUUGGAUGUUAAUGAUAAUGCCCCACAAUUUGCUGUUUUCUAUGAUACUUUUGUAUGUGAAAAUGCCAGACCAGGACAGCUAAUACAAACUAUAAGUGCAGUAGACAAAGAUGAUCCUUUAGGUGGACAGAAAUUUUUCUUCAGUUUAGCUGCUGUCAAUCCAAACUUCACAGUACAAGAUAAUGAAGAUAACACAGCCAGAAUUUUAACAAGAAAAAAUGGAUUCAAUAGACAUGAAAUAAGUACCUAUCUCUUGCCUGUGGUGAUAUCAGACAACGAUUACCCGAUUCAGAGCAGCACCGGCACGCUUACCAUCCGCGUGUGUGCUUGUGAUAGCCAAGGGAACAUGCAAUCAUGCAGUGCUGAGGCCCUGCUUCUCCCUGCAGGCCUGAGCACUGGGGCCUUGAUAGCUAUUCUGCUUUGCAUCAUUAUUCUGCUGGUUAUAGUGGUCCUCUUUGCAGCCUUAAAAAGACAGAGGAAAAAAGAGCCCCUGAUCUUGUCCAAGGAAGAUAUCAGAGACAACAUCGUGAGUUAUAACGACGAAGGUGGAGGCGAGGAAGACACCCAGGCCUUCGACAUUGGCACCCUGCGAAAUCCUGCAGCCAUCGAGGAGAAGAAGCUGCGUCGUGACAUCAUGCCUGAAACUUUAUUCAUUCCCAGGAGGACUCCCACUGCCCCUGAUAACACAGAUGUGCGGGAUUUCAUUAACGAGAGGCUCAAAGAACAUGACCUAGACCCCACUGCACCACCCUACGACUCCCUGGCCACCUAUGCCUACGAGGGGAAUGAUUCCAUUGCAGAGUCGUUGAGUUCUUUGGAAUCAGGGACCACAGAGGGAGACCAAAAUUAUGAUUACCUCCGAGAAUGGGGUCCUCGCUUCAAUAAGCUGGCAGAGAUGUAUGGUGGUGGGGAGAGCGACAAGGACUCCUAACCUAGGAUGCAGGUUCCCUGCAAAAGCAUCUUUGACCUCCAUCGUCUCCACUUCACCCUAUUUGAGACCCAGGAAGAUGUUCCUGUCACCCACUUGGCACAAUUUCUGCACCCCUCCCAUCCCCCCUUUUUUAAUUUGUUCAUUAAUUACAUUAAUUCUUUCCUGUAGGAUGUCUCAUGGAAAUAUAUACGACAUUUUAUUUAAUCACUUCCAAGAGCCAAAGCUAUGGAAAAUUCAGUGUUGUCCAUCUUAGAAAAUAAAAGAUAACUUCAGAAACAUGAGCAGGAUCUUGGCCCUUAAAAAAAAAAAACCUCACCAACUUGUCACUUCUGUUCAAUCCAUGCCUUUGCCCUUGCAAAUGAAGCUUUUAAAAGAGGUGAAGACAUGUUAAGGUACUUCCUGUUCUGUACAUUAAAUUAAAACAAACAAAUGUACAUGUGGUGUUAGUAGGUGUGAUAUGCAACCUGGUAUACAAAUGUUUGUGCAAUUUCAUUUCAUCAAAUUCUAUCUGCUAAUGUUUUAUAUUUAUAUUUUUGUAUUUAUUUUUAAAAAAAAUAAACCAGUUUUUACAACUA
Molecule: messenger RNA, 3064 nt
Organism: Suncus etruscus (white-toothed pygmy shrew)
Lineage: Eukaryota; Metazoa; Chordata; Mammalia; Eulipotyphla; Soricidae
Gene: CDH10
Product: cadherin 10
Exons: 11
Coding region: 123-2489 (788 amino acids)
Biological process (GO): multicellular organism development; adherens junction organization; cell morphogenesis
Cellular component (GO): catenin complex; plasma membrane; adherens junction
Molecular function (GO): calcium ion binding; cadherin binding
Source: RefSeq, a predicted model, not a curated record